Molecule: messenger RNA, 210 nt
Organism: Peronospora matthiolae
Lineage: Eukaryota; Oomycota; Peronosporomycetes; Peronosporales; Peronosporaceae
Source: the annotation of a GenBank genome assembly
AUGUUGGGUGACUGGCAGAACCUCAAUAUUCAUGUGAAGCAGUUGGCCGAGAUGAUGGAAGGAACGAAAACACGCAUGGCUCCGAGAAAAGACGGGCAACAGAGCAGCAAAAGGCAGAUCUCAGACGAGGAGUUUGGCUCGUUCAUCGCGGAUGCGUACAAGGCAUUUCUUGAAAAGAACAAGCGAACUGAUCUGCUGGAAACGAAGUAG